Helianthus annuus (common sunflower) is the source of this 1272-nucleotide messenger RNA. Its product is annotated as 2-alkenal reductase (NADP(+)-dependent). The record is from RefSeq and is a predicted model, not a curated record. Lineage: Eukaryota; Viridiplantae; Streptophyta; Magnoliopsida; Asterales; Asteraceae. The transcript is spliced from 5 exons. The coding region runs from base 44 to 1081 and encodes 345 amino acids. Gene Ontology annotation, molecular function: oxidoreductase activity, acting on the CH-CH group of donors, NAD or NADP as acceptor.
UUCUAAGUUAUAUCGACUUGUAACCAUUCCACAUUAGUUGGGAAUGGAGGUUACAAACAAGUACAUAGUCAUCAAGGCCAAAAUAGAUGGUAAACCACAAGAGAGUGAUUUCGAGUUCAAGACCGAAACGCUUUCUCUUCCUAUCAACCCAGUCUCCAACGAUAUCAUUGUUAAAAAUCUUUGUAUAUCAAUCGACCCGUAUCAGAUUAACCGAAUGAAGACUGUUAGUGCUUCUCAGGAAACUUCAGAGUUUGCUGCAGGCAUUUCUCCCGGUGAGGUGAUUGUUGCUUUUGGUGUAGGGAAAGUGGUUGCAUCUCAUAAUCCUAAAUUUGAAAAGGGUGAUUAUGUUGUGGGCCAUAUAAGCUGGGGAGAGUAUAGCAUAUCACAGGGCUUCAUUUUAAACAAAUUGGACCCAAUGGGCUUCCCAUUGUCAUACCAUGUUGGCAUUUUAGGGCUUGCUGGGCUGACUGCUUAUGCCGGGUUCUUUGAAGUUUGUAAGCCCAAGAAGGGUGAAAAGGUGUUUGUCUCAGCUGCUUGUGGAUCUGUAGGAAAUUUGGUGGGUCAGUAUGCUAAGAAUUUUGGGUGCUAUGUUGUGGGUUGUGCCGGGAGCGCAAAAAAGGUGAAAUUGUUGAAAGAAAAGCUCGGAUUUGAUGAAGCAUUCAACUAUAAAGAAGAAACCGAUCUAAAUUUGACACUCAAAAGGUAUUUCCCGGAUGGGAUUGACAUAUACUUUGAUAAUGUGGGAGGCGAAAUGUUAGAGGCCGCAAUAUCAACCAUGAACUUGCAUGGUAGGGUUGCACUAUGUGGAAUCAUAUCAGAGUACACUAACGCGGGGAAACGUGCAGCACCAGACAUGCUAAGUGUUAUGUAUAAAAGCAUCACCAUUCAAGGAUUCUUAGUUGGUAACUACUUGCAUUUGUUUCCCGAGUUUCUCAAAUUGACUAUCGAUCAUCUUCGUACGGGCAAGAUGCAUGUGCUUGAAGAUGUCUCAUUCGGUCUAGAAAGUGUUCCUUCAGCUUUUGUAGGGCUCUUUCGAGGCGACAAUGUUGGGAAGAGGUGUGUUCAAGUUUCUCAGGAUUAGUGACAUAAGCAGCGGUCGAUGGGCAUUUAAAAGAAAAAAUUAAAUAAUUUCGAAUUAAAAGAAUUGGUCAUUGUAUCCUAUAUUGACUAAUGACUUGUAUUUAAGACAGUUAUGUCUCCUUCACUCCAUGAAUCUUUACCAUCUAACUCUUCUCAUUCAUCAAUAAUCAAAUUUGAAAUUAUGUUUCUUAA